This is a messenger RNA of Epinephelus fuscoguttatus (brown-marbled grouper), 1444 nucleotides long. It is a transcript of the gene ric3b, whose product is annotated as RIC3 acetylcholine receptor chaperone b. The transcript is spliced from 8 exons. Bases 99 to 1238 code for a protein of 379 amino acids. Gene Ontology annotation, cellular component: intracellular membrane-bounded organelle; neuronal cell body; neuron projection. NCBI's taxonomy places the organism in Eukaryota, Metazoa, Chordata, Actinopteri, Perciformes, Serranidae. Gene Ontology annotation, biological process: synaptic transmission, cholinergic; protein localization to cell surface. The record is from RefSeq and is a predicted model, not a curated record.
GGCUGGAUGAGACUCACCGAGCCGCCGUCUGCUCCGUUAUCUCACCGUAAAGCGGUCACACAUCAUCAGCACGCUCACCUGGAGGCUCACCUGUCGGUAUGGCCAUGUCAACGUUUCAGAAGGUCACCCUCGCGACGUGUCUCGUGCUCUGCGUCGCGCUGCUGCUGCCCAAAAUGCUGCUGUCGCGAGGCAGGAAGGAUGCUGCGGAGCGGCCGGACGGCUCAGGUCACUUCCCUCCCAUGAUGCACCGUCAGAUGGCGCUGGAGGGUCGAGGUCAGCGGGCCGCCGGCUCCAGCUUCUCCAGAGCUCAUAACCCUGAGGCCAUAGCCAGAGCCAAGGGAGCAGGGACAGGAGCCGGGACGGGAGGGAAGUCCAACCUGGCGGGACAGAUCAUCCCCGUGUACGGCUUCGGGAUCCUUCUCUACAUCCUCUACAUCCUGUUCAAGAUCACGUCGAAGGGGAACAACAAACCAUCAGAGAGCAGGUUUCCUUCAGUUCGCUCAGAGAACAUGAAGAGAAAGAUCACCGACUUUGAGUUGGCGCAGCUGCAGGACAAACUGAGGGAGACGGAGCUGGUGAUGGAGAACAUCGUUUCUAACGCCCACCACAGUCCUGACAGGGUGAAAGGGGUGACGGCGGAUCAGGAGGAGAGUCUCCUGCAGCAGCUGACUGAGAUCACUCGAGUGAUGCAGGAGGGCCAGCUGGUGGACAACAUAGCACCAGAGAAGAAGAGCCAGGAGGACUGGGAAGUAUCAGCUGACAAAUAUAGACAGAAGCCAAAAGGAGAGGAGGAACGCCCUCACUGCUGCUGUCAUCACGGUCAGCAGCACCGCCAUCCACAGACGGAGACAGAGACGGAGAGGACGCAGGCUGACGGAGACGACCUUCCUGAGGAUGUUACAGGUGGAGGACAGGCUGCUGACGGAGCGGAGGACCUGAACAGAUACAGAGAGUCUGAUAUGACAGCAGGAAGCGAAGAGGAUGUGACAUCAGAGGGAGAUCUAAAGGACAGGGCGAACGUGAAUGAACACACGGAGGGAGCAGGUGACAUCGACCUGGGCGUCCCAGAGGAGGACCUGGCUGCUGUCCUGAAGGAGCUGGAGCUCACUCUGAAGAUGACGUCCAUGAUGGAGCAGGAGAAGAUGGAGGACCUCAGCAGAACCACGGAGACAGACACUUCCUGCGGCGCUGUGAGGCGGAGGAACAAGAGGAGGAGAGCGAAGAAAGCUUCACAUUGACUCCGACAGGACUGAACUCCAGCCGGCUGUCUGUGAGAACGGCUGCUGCGUCUUCUUUUAAAUCUGAACCUGAGUCUGAACCUGUCUCCAUCAGACGGGCAGGAGGAGCAUGAGAGGUGGUGAACACAUGAGCGUGUGUCGCCGGCUUUGUUUCUCUUUACUUGAAGUGAGUCAGUGAGAAAAUGUGAGAACACAACAGUUUUAUA